This is a messenger RNA of Hypomesus transpacificus, 2432 nucleotides long. It is a transcript of the gene nkx3-2, whose product is annotated as NK3 homeobox 2. Bases 284 to 1117 code for a protein of 277 amino acids. Gene Ontology annotation, cellular component: nucleus. The transcript is spliced from 2 exons. The record is from RefSeq and is a predicted model, not a curated record. NCBI's taxonomy places the organism in Eukaryota, Metazoa, Chordata, Actinopteri, Osmeriformes, Osmeridae. Gene Ontology annotation, biological process: regulation of transcription by RNA polymerase II; cell differentiation. Gene Ontology annotation, molecular function: DNA-binding transcription factor activity, RNA polymerase II-specific; RNA polymerase II cis-regulatory region sequence-specific DNA binding.
UUGCUGACGGUCACAGGUGAAGUGGGAUAGUGGGACGUAUGUGAAAAGUGCAGGAAACAAGAGCAAACUUGGGUUGUCGUUAGAGCAAUGCGGAGGAGAGGCAUCGUGCCUUGGGAUAUAAGCACGGAAUUUCCAUCUUUCUUCCGCUGAAAUGCAUUGCAUGUCUUUAAGGGAAAUAACAAAAAAGCAGGAACAGAACAGAAACGAGGAGUAAGAUGUGGAUGAAUUGACACUGUUGCAUCUAUACCAAUAUUAUUCACUUAAGACAAGUUUGCUUUUGAAAAUGGCCGUUCGCAGCAACUCUAUUAUGCCAUUCUCCAUCCAAGCCAUUCUGAACAAAAAAGAAAACAGUCGUCAUGGCUUGACAGAAUUGGACAUGUGCUUCUCAAAGAAUGCUUGUUGGAAAAUAUUCGGGGAAAUGGAUAAUGGGCCAGAGGAUUUAGCCAACGCGUGUAGAAGUGACAAGGGGACUUGCGUGCCCAGCGACCAUAAAAGUUAUGACUCGGAUUCGGGUCUCAGCGACGACAAUCACAGCAAUACCAUUGCCAUUUGCAAGCCAGAGAAAGACAGGGACCGAGCUGCGGACGUACUGGAGGAGAGUUUGCAAGAAGAAACGGACCACGAGUCCACUGCCGUCGAAAACGCUAAGGGAAUCAGUGACUGUGAGCCUAGUGUUUCGGAUUCCAACAACGUAGACGAGGCCAGUUGUGAUAAAAGUACAGAUCAACCUAAACAGAGGAAGAAGCGCUCCCGAGCUGCCUUCUCUCACGCUCAAGUGUUCGAACUAGAACGGCGGUUCAAUCACCAGAGAUACCUAUCCGGACCAGAGAGAGCAGACCUGGCUGCCUCUUUGAAGCUCACAGAGACUCAAGUCAAAAUAUGGUUCCAAAACCGCAGAUAUAAAACGAAACGUCGUCAAAUGGCUGCAGAUUUGCUGGCAUCGGCCCCUGCAGCCAAGAAAGUGGCUGUGAAAGUUUUAGUCCGUGACGACCAGAGACAGUACAGUCCCGGGGAACUACUGCGGCCUCCACUUCUGUCCCUCCAGCCGUCGUAUUACUAUCCCUACGCCUAUUGCCUUCCUGCAUGGACACUCUCCGCUUGUGCUGGGAAUCAAUGAGAAUUGAAUUAUCAUAUGUAUUUAUUCUUACUUGGAAAGCGAGGUAUUUAGCCUACUUUCGAGGAAAAAAGACGGGCCUAAUGAACUCAAAGGCCUUACUGCUCAACGUCUCAAAUUAAACACUGCCUCGUGGGGUUCGUGUCUAGACUGUAAAUGUCACCUUUGAUGGAGUAGCGAUGACACAUAGGCCAUUGUUGCAGUGUUUCCUCUCAGAGCAGGCCCCAUAUGCCUGCGUUGGCAAAACCUUCAGUGACACUUCGAAAACCUUUGUUAUGUCUAUUGUUUUAUUUGUUUUGCUGCGAUUGUAGGGAAACGGUAAGAUUUUCAGCACUUUUCAAAACCUAGAGAUGUUGUGUGGGCAUGCAGGCUAUAUCUGACAAUUUUGUUGUUGAUUUGUUUGACUUAUGACCUGAAACUGUGGCAGGAGAGUAUAGCUAACCAUAGAACUAUUGUUAAUGUACUUAUUUUUUAAUUGUUGUUCUAACAAGACUGUUUAUGUAGAUCGAAUUCAAGCAUUAAAACAUAUCAGGCAUAGGCUAUUCUGUUUGAUGUGACUUACCUACCCCAAACAACACUUGUAGUACAAUGUACAGUACGAUUCUUGAGAUACGUUAUGGAACACAUUGUUUGAGUAUAGGUUAAUACUGUUUAUUAAAUGCAAAACAUUUAUAGGCAACUAUUACAAUAAUACUCUUACAACGUAGGCUAUUCCAUUAUGCAAAUAACACAUUCAAUAUCAUGAUGUAGCCUAGCCUAUACUGUACACUAUUUCAAACAAAAACACGUCUGCUUAGGGCUACCCAUGCGAUACAGGUUAGAUGUAGGUAUAUAUUUUGACCCUUCUCUUUUCAUAAUUUCACUCUGCCUCUAUGAAUUCCAUUCCAUUUCAUAAGUGCAAUAUCCUAAAACACAGGCUACACUUUGGCUCUGGUGAAAUCAAGAUGGUGCCAUUAAAUAGACAAAAGUGAAAGUUAGGCAAAUGGUUAGUCAGCCAUAAGGUAUAUGUAUGGGGGAUUUGUCUUGGUUAUUAGAAUAUGUAGCCUAGUUUACAAAAGGAUAAACAUGACAGGCUAUGCCUAACUAAACUAGCCUUUUUACACCAUCAGCGUAAAUAGUAAAUGGGGCCGCAUGGGGCGCAUUUGUUUGUCCGCUGUAUUUAUGUGUUGAUAUUGUUCAGGACAUUAUUCUGCAAUAAGAACUCAAUGUGGGAUAAACAACUAUGUGUAAUCGAAUUGGAAUUUGAUGGAGAUAUUGCCAUUUCAUUGACAAACGAAAAAAGACCGUUGCAUGCCUUCCACGUUUAUUUUCACGAUCA